GGUUGAAAAGUAAGACUCACACCGAAUCACACAACAUUAUUAAUCGAUGUGGUUUGCCACCUUAGCCGCGGCUUGGGCCCUACGUGGGUACUUUAUCAGGAUGAGCAAUAGGAUUUUCGACUACCCCCACGAGGAAAGAGAUAAAUAGAAGCCUUACGCUCUGAAGCAGAAGGCCAAAUCUUCAUUUUAGUUGACUGGCUCUCUCUUUGCUCAAUCCCCCAAGACAUGAAGGAAAUACACAGCCUCUAUGCAUCCCAAGCUUCGACUUCCACAACCACCAUAAUGGACAAAUCCUCCUCUGUCGGACUCGGAGGCCGAGCCAUCGACCGCCACAACCCAAUCAUCACUGAUUGUAGGAGACUGACCUCCAAACAAUCGCCCGCUUCCGCAGCACAUGCGGCUUCUCAUGAUCCACCAAUUCAACUGAAACCGGACCACCAUCAACUUCAGAACAUCAGCAAGAAAGGCUCUUCCAAGCCAACUCCUCGUGAUCAAAGCAAGAUGCUCUCUCCAAAGUCGAGUGAAGGCCGAAAAGAUUUCAUCAAGGACUCAUCUUUGAAACAGAAGAAUGUUAUCAAAAAGACAAUUGCCCUUCCCGGUGACCUUUGGACCCCUCCUAGUUCCUCCAGAUAUCUGUUAAGUGACACCGUUUUAAUCAACGACGACUCGGUUUUAACUUCGGUUUUGGAUGAGCACAAGAAGAGCCAGCCUUUGGAUCGGUUUGACGGAUUUGUCAAUUCCAAUCCCUCGUCCUCUUCUCACUCAAAACCCACUUCAGACCAGGUUGUCGUAUUGAGGGUCUCGCUGCACUGUCGAGGGUGCGAAGGAAAAGUUAGAAAACAUCUGUCCAAGAUGGCCGGAGUAACAUCCUUCAACAUAGAUUCUGCAGCAAAGAAAGUAACGGUGGUAGGAGAUGUCACGCCAUUGAGUGUCCUGGCAAGUGUUUCCAAGGUGAAAACCGCCAGGUUCUGGCCAUUCGCCCCAGCAGUUUCCUCAGCCAGUGGAUCGGACGGCAAAAUCUGACUCCUUCAGGAAAUAACGGUGUUCCUACGUCGUAAAUUGCACACAAAACCUACUUUGUAUAUUGCGCUUAGCAUAAUGGACUUGCCCUGUCUUUUCUCGAUAAAAGUCAUCGAAAGCAUCACUCAGUUCCGCUGUUCCGAAAAUCAAUUGACGUUUAAUUCGACUCGGGUUUGCACCAA
This is a messenger RNA of Syzygium oleosum, 1202 nucleotides long. RefSeq names its product protein SODIUM POTASSIUM ROOT DEFECTIVE 3-like. The record is from RefSeq and is a predicted model, not a curated record. Gene Ontology annotation, molecular function: metal ion binding. The transcript has 3 exons. Lineage: Eukaryota; Viridiplantae; Streptophyta; Magnoliopsida; Myrtales; Myrtaceae. The coding region runs from base 226 to 1023 and encodes 265 amino acids.